Messenger RNA from Electrophorus electricus (electric eel), 1134 nucleotides. RefSeq names its product paired like homeobox 2Bb (gene phox2bb). Gene Ontology annotation, molecular function: RNA polymerase II transcription regulatory region sequence-specific DNA binding; DNA-binding transcription factor activity, RNA polymerase II-specific. Gene Ontology annotation, biological process: enteric nervous system development; regulation of transcription by RNA polymerase II. Lineage: Eukaryota; Metazoa; Chordata; Actinopteri; Gymnotiformes; Gymnotidae. The record is from RefSeq and is a predicted model, not a curated record.
CUUUUUGCGUUGCUUGUUUUAUGUGCUGCUCGCCAAUUUAAUCCAAUUUGAAUUUGACGUUUGUGUGUGUAUUUUUUUUUCUUUGGGAGUGCAGCUUUCAUUCUACAUUGAGCCUUUUCGAUGUAUAAAAUGGAGUAUUCUUACCUCAAUUCCUCUGCCUACGAGUCCUGUAUGGCCGGGAUGGACACGUCGAGCCUGGCGUCAGCCUAUGCGGACUUCAGCUCCUGUAGUCAGGCCAGUGGUUUUCAGUACAACCCGAUCAGGACUACGUUUGGGGCCACCUCCGGGUGUCCAUCGCUGACACCCGGCUCCUGUAGUCUGGGAACCUUGCGGGACCACCAGAGCAGCCCGUACGCCGCAGUUCCCUACAAGUUGUUCACCGACCACGGGGGUUUAAACGAGAAAAGAAAGCAGAGGCGUAUCCGGACCACAUUCACCAGCGCUCAACUGAAGGAGCUCGAGCGGGUUUUUGCUGAAACUCACUACCCAGACAUUUAUACACGAGAGGAGCUCGCCCUGAAAAUCGAUCUAACGGAGGCCAGAGUUCAGGUGUGGUUCCAAAACAGACGCGCCAAAUUUCGCAAACAAGAGCGCGCUGCUGCGGCUGCUGCAGCUGCAGCAAAGAAUGGAUCGGGAAAGAAAUCAGAUUCUAGAGAAGAGGACAGCAAAGAGGCCAAAGCUACCGACCCUGACAGCACAGGAGGACCUGGGCCAAACCCUAACCCUGCAACCAACUGCGGCGGACCAAGCCCAACCGCGGGUCAGGUUAACACUACCGGGAACGGGCCCGUUGAGCCAGUGAAGACGUCAGUGGCCGGUAUGGGUGGUACUGCACCGAGUCAAGGCUGGCCUUCGGCUCCAGGCGCCAUCACCUCUAUCCCGGACUCUCUAGGGGGACCAUUUGCUAGCGUAUUGUCUUCUUUACAAAGACAGAAUGGAGCCAAAGCCACUUUAGUAAAGACCAGCAUGUUCUGAAAGAGUGGUCAACCGAGAAACAAAAACGACGGGUGAGAGAUCCGAAGAAAAAAAACAACAACAACAAAAACUGAUGACUGACUCGUAAAAAGGAGGAAUGCCAAAAGAAUAAAAGGGAGAUCAGUUUGUCUGCUCACUGUUGUAAACAUGAGGAGACCA